Pocillopora meandrina is the source of this 8867-nucleotide messenger RNA. Lineage: Eukaryota; Metazoa; Cnidaria; Anthozoa; Scleractinia; Pocilloporidae. The record is from the annotation of a GenBank genome assembly.
CUGCAAGCAGUUGCUAGCUAGCUGCUCUCAUAGUCUCUUAACACUUGUAAUUUCUUCAUGCGUUUACGGGAUGUCGCUGCGAACUUUACCAAUUUUAUUCCUCAAUCUCGGGGGAGAGAUGCUUUAUAUCUUGGAUCAAAGAUUACGAGCACAAUCGAUUCCCGACGAGAAGGCAAGAAAAGGUAAGCUUCGAUCAGUCGAGCGGAUGUAUUUGCGUUUGAUAAGUUAUGGCGUCCCCUCGAAAAAGCUCUCCUAACUAAUUUAACAAACGAGCACGCAAAAUAUUUCGUGCCUAAAACUUAGAUUUUGCGUCUUGAAUCGAAGUGUUGUGGUUACCUCCUUCAAAAUAAAGUGUUAUUAUGGUGGUUUGUAGCUACGGAUCUCGCAUAUUUGUUUGCAUUGGGCGAGAACGAAAUUACAAUUUUUGCUACUUUGGAUGAAUUAACCGAAAAUGACCUGUCAAAUUCAAUCUUUCUCGACCAGUUUUGUGUUUCUCGUGAUAGCUGUUGGUAUAGAUAUAAGUAGAAUAUGUUUAUGCCAGUUUUUAAAGUUAUUACGGAGUGUUUUGGGUAUGUUUUUUCACCUGAAACUGAGAGGCCGGUUACACUCAAGCUAAUACCAUAAGCUUUAUAAUGCCGUCCGUUUAUUCUGUCAGCUCUCUGUAAUCCGAUGGUGAAUUGCUUUAAUUAAAAUUGUUCCUAUUAUAAAUCGGUCUCAGUUUUUUCUUUGUAACACGCAAGAUACUUUCCGAAAAAUGAGUGUUAGUUCAAUUCUACAAGAAAUAGACUAUUGCUAUGGAAUGGGGUCAACGUUUAUGUCUCCCAUUCGUAAAUAGAUCAUAGUUCAGGUUGUAGAAUAAGCUUUUUCGCUUGAUUCGAUGUAGAGGAGCUUUACUUUUCCAAUUUUUGAUGCUCAAGCGAGAAAAAAAGCUAUCGUUUUAUAAGUAAGAAACCGUGGUCAGGCGCUUUCACAGUGUUAGGCUACAGUUUCUUUCUCUGCAGAUGUAAUCAUUUGCAGGCUUGAAAGAGAAUUGUUCCCAUCAGAAGUGCUCCAGACAAAAGCAAUUGUAAUAAGUUAGAAAUGAUUUUAUAGGUGUACCACUAGAGGCAUACUGAUUUUUGUCCUUUUGGUUUACAUCCAACAAAUAUCAUGCAUUUGUUUAUUAAAACAAUGGGGUAUUUCCAAGUUAAGGUAAUCUGUCAGUGGCUCAAAGCAAAAGAUAAAGAAUUAUCUUUAUUUGCCAUGAGCUAUUCAUUCAGCUGCCAGGGACAAGAAAAGUCAGGUGCAUCUUUUUUUAUGCAAAACAACAUGCAUUUACCAUGGAUGUUUGUUAAAUUGAUUCAACAUUUAAGAAGUGAACAGCCAUUACAGCUCCCCUAAUGUUUUGGUUAAGAGCAUUUUUACUUCCACUACACAACUAAACCUCUGAUCGUGAAUAAUUAGUUUUGAGACUUGCCUCUGUUGGAAAACAGCUUAGUAAUUUGAAGGCUAGGAACAGCAGAUGUUAUGUGAAAUAUUAUACUACAUUAGUGACUAUUUUGUGAUCUUUUGGACUGUAUAAAGUAUUUGAUGCACAUAAUGUUCUGGUAUUAGAUACCUUUUGAGAUUCCCCAAAGGUAAAUUAAGAAGUUCUCAGCUAUUGUAACAAAAAGACUAAAAUUUUAAGAUUAAUUUUUAAUCAUGUCUGUUUUGACAUGUAUUUGUCUUUUGUAAUAACUGUUUCGGACUAAUUUAUUUCCCAGAUUAUGUAUCCCUAAAUUUCCCUAUUUUUCAACCUUUUAGUGUAAUAUUUGUUUUCACCGUCAUUUUCAUGUUAUUGCAAAUUGAAAUAUCAGGAAUGUUAUAAAACUCGGGCAGAACCAUGCAAACUAAUGUCAUGAAGCUAAAAGUUACAGAUUAGUUUGAAACAGUAACAAAAGAAUUGUCAGGAAAAAAAGUGGCAUUGUAAUUCAUUGUAUAUCACAUGUAAGGCCAAAACCCAAUUUUCAGACUGUUUUGGGUUAAAAUUUUUCUCUGUUAGCUUUUCGUGUAAAAGACUCUUGGGAAGAGCACAAAGUGUCUUGGGGCUUUAGAACCAUGACACAUAUUGCAAAGAGUGCAGCACAAAAUUUUGGUGUUGACGUGUGAUCUUUCUCUCUGCUGUUGUCAUUGCCAUACCAAUAAAGGAAAGGCUGAGGAAAUUUUUAAUAGUGAUAAUAUUGUAUCAGAAGUUUCUCACACACGAUGUUUAGUCAUUAUUCACAUCCCUUGCAGCUGCAAGUAGAACCCUGAUGUGUGAUCUCUUUUUAGAUGCAAGCCAGGAAUAUGUUGAAAUUCUAUUGUGUUUACUCUAUGCGAGGCUAUUUCACUUUGAAUGUUGGGUGUUGAUAAAAGUUACUUGAUCCUCCAACAAGAUGAGGUAAAAAAUCGAGCUUAGCUUUUGCAAGGGGAUUUGGGUUACCUUGUGGUUCCUGGAAAAUUUACAGAAGUGUGAAUCAUAUGAAUCUCAUAAAAUUUUGGUGCACUUAGGUUUGUCACAUGGGUACCCGAGAAGAAAAUGUAUGCAGUAUGUCUAGUAUGUCUGGUAUGAAGUUGAAUUAACAAAUGGGUACAACAAAACAACAUUUUUUUAGCCCAAUUUCACUGCAAGUAAUCCACAAGUUUACAAAAUGUAUACUUGGGCAGAUGGUGCAGCUUUGGCCAUUGGUAGCAAAGGGUAAUGAUUACAUUGUAUCCUCAGUUAUGUUGCUUUUCUUUGACUGUAAUGCUUUCAUGGUCAUUAGUUAUGCACGAUAUCAUUGGGACGAUGUUCAACAGGCGGUUUAUGGAAGAACUGUUUAAGCCGCAAGAUACUUACUCCAAGAAAGCCAUGAGGACAGUGUUUGACAGACUAGCACAUGCAUCAAUCAUGAGACUGAACUCAGCCAGCAUGGAUAAGGUAGGUUGUUGAUUUGGUGAGGUAAAUUAGGCUCAGGUCAAAGUUACACCUUUGACCCCUUAGAAUGAGCUGACCUACAAGACCAGCAAACUUAAAGACUAACAGAGGCUAUAUUCACGAGUUUUGGUCAACCUUUUAUCAGAAAUGUGAAUACAAUUUGGGAAUUUUGAUUUAAUCACUUUUCUUUAUAAGUAUACCUGUCUUGUGAUUCAGCUCUGACUAGUGGUAGACCCCUGAAGGCCUUGGGAAGAUUUUAACUUCCUUACAUCAAUUCCAACACUCAACAGCAACAAUUCAAAAGAUUCAGCUGUACGAAAAGACCAAAAUGAUAGACCUAGUAACUCCUUGCUAGAGUUACCCAGAUUUACUAGAUUGUGUUGAAAGAUUUAAUGGUGUAAGACUGACAAUUUUGGAGGUAGAGUUCUACUAAUGAUCAGCAGUCCAUUUGAACUCUUGUAAGUCUGGAAAUGUCAUGUUUCAGCAGGUAAAACUGUUACAGUAUUUAACUGUAACAAGAUUCAGCAUUGAAGACAUGAAAUUCGGUUGAUACUUCAGAUCUAGAACUAUCUUACAUUUGUAACCAUUUCUUUCGAUUUUUAUUAUCCUUCUCCAACAGCUGUAUGAUUUGAUGACAAUGGCUUUCAAAUAUCAGGUAGAAUUCUGAGUUUGAGUGCUUGAAACAUUUUAUUUUUAACUUUAUUUUUAACUCUCAUGCUUGUCAUAAUCUUAACUAUUCUCUUGUUUGUCCUGGUCAGGUUUCUCUGUGUCUCCGACCCUCUGAUGUUCUUUUAGUCACCUAUAAUCACAUGGAUGCAAUAAGAAGUUUUGCUUCCGAUAACCCUGCUAUCAGUAAUCAAGUAGAAAAUGUUUACAAGCUUCUAUAUGAGGUAAUGGUACAUGUAAUUGUAUGCUCCAGCCUGUAAAUUGUUGAAAAUUAAUGAUAAUCAGCACUCUAUUUCUAAGUAAAACUGGUUCAUCAAUUAUUUAUUGAAGUUGAUAAUUAUGCCCUGGUGACACCAAGGCAUAAUUUGUUUUCAUUAUUGAUGUUUGUUUUGUUGUGUGUCAAACACACAGUUAUUUUAAAUUCUGAAUUCAAUACAAUUACCACCUGUCAUCUUUUGUGGUCAUUUCUAGACAUAUGCCAAAUUGAAUGCUGGGCAAUUUCAAAUCAUACGCCAAACUCUUCUUUCAUUCUUCCAGGACAUGCAUAUUAGGGUGAGUAAGUUAUUUUAACAAAUGUAUUCAUGAAUAUACAGUGUAUUUUGUGAUGGGUAACUUUCAUCCUGAAAAUUCAGUGACUGACUUUUUGACAUCCUUGAGUCUAAUGAUAACUUCCACUAGUUAAAAGUAUUUAAAAGGUAUAGUAGCUCCUAUCAAUGACAAGUCUUUUUGACUUGAGUUUAGUAAAGCCUUGAUGCGAUUGAAAGACUUAUUGAUAUACUAGAAUAUAUGCUGUUCCAUGCAACUCAAGAGCUGUUAUCUUUUGCAGGCUCAAUUUAAAUAUAUGAUCUCAUUUAGCAAUGCUUGAACUGAACUAAUUGGGGUCAGGGAAAUGCUUUGAACAGCUCUCAUGCACCUUUUAAUUCUACACCAUGAUCACAGUAUGUUAUCAAAUGUUCCUGCCAGGGUUAAAUCUUUAACUGUGUUAUAUGCUUUGUGAGCAGUGGUUGUGUUUUACAGUUUCUAAGCUCUUUAUUCUGGUUUAUUUGAUAGGUUUCAAUUUUCUUAAAAGACAAAGUUCAAAAUGCAAAUGGAAAAUUUGUUUUACCAGCUGAUGGAGCCGUCCCCUGGGAUACUGAAGUCCCUGGGUCAAUCAGGUGAUGAUAAAAAUUUGUUGGUUUUUUUUUUUCCAUUAUAUGAGUUAAAUUAACAAAUCAUCUUUUGAUUCUCCUUACAAGCCAUGAUAAUUUAUUUUAUUGUAUUUUUAAGGUAUUUUAAUGCUGAGGGACAAAUCUCAAGAACAAGUCAUUUUGUGACAGGAUGCCGUCAUCAGCUCCCAGACAAGCCAGGAUCUUUUGAACUGUUAGGAGAUCGAGUGAUAAAGCUUGGAAGUAACAUGUAAGCAGGCAGAUUAGAUUCUAUUAUUCAGCUGUUGUGAUAUAUUCCUAAAUGUUUCAGGUAGUGUAAAAAAGUAUAUAACCCUUAAACUCUCAGAAGUGAUUAACAUGUAACUUCUCCCUCUGAUAUUCAUACAUUGUCCAGCAAACAGGUUGUGAGAAUACUCAAACUCAUCAGGUAUAAGAUAUUACUUUGAUCGAACACCAAAUUCUUGUAGCCAAUUUUCAAGGAAAUGUGUAGCAGCUAGAGAGGAGAAUUAACAAUCACAUCUUGGGAGUUGAAGAGUUAAGAUUAAGAUACCUAAUUUGAUUUUUUUCUGUUAUUGUUGCUUAUUCCAGGUACACAGCUUCUAAAACAGUAGACACAGUAACCAGUAGUCCUGCACCAGCAGCCAGCAUGGCCCCUUCUGCUCCAGCAAAGAAAGUGCCAGGGAGCACUGUAUCUGUUGCUUCAACAUUGGUGGGUUUGUAUAUGUGGAUUUGUUUACUUUAUUGGAAUUGUUGGAUAGAAUAGGUUGCAUCUAAAGAAGAGAUCUGAGAUAUUUCGUCCUCAUAUAUCUGAUUGUUACUUCUCCCCUCCAGCUUUUACACAAUUCCUGGCAAUAAGUUUGGUGAAUUUGGUAUUAGAUCCAGAUAACAACUUCUACCUGAUAAGUUUGGGUAUUCUCAUAUGCCCUUUGCUGGAUAAUGAAUGAUUUUGUAAGGAUAAGUCUCAUGUUAAUCACUUCUGAGAGUGAAAGAAGGAAACAAAUGACCCUCUGAUUCCAGGAAUCAACCAUUAUUAUAAAUUAAUACAGCUACAGGAUAGUAAAUGAAAUGCAAAGAACUUCCUGUUUAGAUGCUUCUUUGCCCUUUUGUCAAAGUACUGAAGUGCUGGAAAGUCAGAUUGAUGCCACUGUAACCUUCAGAUGUACAAGCUACAUGUUCAACCAGUUUCAAGAAUGUUGACACUCCUUCUAAAAGCAUCUUUUAGUAACAUUGUUUUAGAGGGGAGGGGUUGGUCACAGGUAUGACUCUAACAAUGAACUCAGCUUACUUUGCAAAGGGUUGUGGCCUAUGGCCCUAUCACCAUAAAUGGGUGUGUGUGGGGGUGGGGGAGGAGGGUAGAUGGAGAACCUUGCUUUCUGUUUUGACAUGGAUCACUUCUGUAAAUUUUCCAGGAACCACAAGGUAACCCGAAUCCCCUUGCAAAAGCUGAGCUCAAUCUUUUAGCUCAUCUUGUUGGAGGAUCAAGUAAAAAGCCAGAGAGUGAGUUGUGUGUUUCUGAUAACUCCUUGUGGAUGAACAUGGAAUCAAAAUCAUGAUUGUAUGACAUACUUACUGGUAUUUUCAUUUUGUUCUUUAGAUCAGUUUAGAUUAAAUCUCUUCAAUACAGAUGAAGAAGAAGAGUAAGUCAAUCAUCUUGCAAUUUUCAAGAAGUAAUUAGGAGAUAAUUGAUCCAUAAUUUUUAAUGGACUUAUUUAAGAAUUGAUAGUCACAUAUUGUCAUUUGGGAAAAGCUUCCUGUACAUUGUGAGAAUCAGAUACAUCAAAAGCAUCUUAUAAGGAAAUAAAACAGUCACAUGUGAACUAAGAAAUGGCUUAGUUCAUCAUAGAGUUCUAUGCAGCUUUCUGGAAAAACAUCAGGACUUUUAAGGUCUGAGGUUUGAUUCAAGGAAGUUGAGUUCCAAACAGGUGACAAGAUUAAGACAUCUAUUUUGGGUACUCCUUUUUUGUGUGUCAACAUACUUCAUGUUGUGGAGACCAGAAACAACACAACAAAAAGAGCUUCGUCGUCAAAUGUUCGCAAAUGAGCGAUUACUCUGAACAUAUCCUUUGAAGGAGAAUGUAAAUUGAAAUGAAAAAAAAAAGAGAAAGAAAAGAAAGGGAAAAAAAGAAAAAGACAGAAAAGAGUCGGCGCGGCUAGGGCUCGAACCAUAUACCUUCGGACUUUGGAGGAGUAGGUUUCUCCGUAGCGCCAGGUACGCAGUCUGACUUUUGUCUCAAGUUUGACAUUAACUGCUGUUCGUUAACUCCUCUGCAUUUUACACCACAAUACUUUUUUUACCGCAAUACUCUACAACUAUACAACAGUACGCACAUACAGUCAUAGACCGCCUUUAGUUUUCUGUGUCAACAUGCUUAAUGUUGUGGAAACCAGAAGCUGUAAGGAAGUAAUGGCCCAUUAGGCUUGUAACUGACUUUGGAAGCUUACUUUAUUUCCCUCUCAGAUAUUAAAUAUUCUUCACGGAUAACUGAUCAUUGCUGUUUUAAUUUUUAUAGGCAAGCAGCCAUCCAAACUCACAAAGAAGCUCCUCACAGAGUCAUCAAAAUUGAUGCUACUAAGGCAAGUGUGGCCAAGAAACUGCUCCAUUCUAUUUCAUGAAAUAAUCAUGAUAAGAUGUGGUGACUGGGUGAUGGGUAAUGCCAGGCACGCAGUCUUUUUGGUGAUCAGUUAUCCCCAUUAUUUUGUCAAAAGUCUGUUUCAAAUACUUCCGUAUGUUAAGUGAUCAAUAGCUGAGUUUGCUUAUCCAGGAUUGGUCUUCAUGCACAUAUGAGAUCUCAUUCAAACGCCAGUUGUUAACCUGUCCCAUUGACUCCGUUUUGUCGGCUCUCGGAAUCAGUCAUAUCAUUAAAAGCGUAUUUCUGUUUCCUAACAGUCGUUAUUCAUAAUCAUGCAGUUACGGAACUCAAAAUUGUCAUAUAAAAUAAACGAGAAAGGGUACAUUUUUUUAAUUUGUAGUGUAUAUUUCCUUACUAUUUUAGAAGGCGCAAAGGAAGGAACUGGCUAAUCUUAUGAAUGAAUUUUCAAUUGAAGGAUCUGGAGAGCGUAAGUUUCAAUUUUGAUUUUGAUUUUCAGGGAAAAUAGAUCAGUAAACAAAAAUUAAGGAAGAUCUUUGAGUAUUUGUAGUUGUGGCCUCCAUGAACCCUGGUCCCAAGAGUUUGAAGGGUCCGAAUGAUUAAGUAAGCUAUGAAUUAUCGUUUUGGCAAAUUAAAACUCGGAAAACUCCGUUGUCAUAUAGCUUCCUUAUAACAAAUUAUUUUUUGUAGUUCAGAGAAGUGUCCUUCUCUUUGAUUCUUUGAUACCUUGCUUAUUAUUUUAUGAAACUUAAGGUAUAGUUAUUUUUAAAAAAAACUAGACUUCAUUGCCUUAGUUGAACAAUUUACUGGCGUUAAUGUUUCAUUAAUGAAGUUUAUGCAAAAAGUUUUGAGGCCUGAAAUUAUUUGAAGUAACGCUUAUCUUUGUUCUUACUUGCUUAGGUGAAAAAGGUGACGAACUGUUAGACUUAAUGGACCAAGCGUAGAAUAAAGUCCUUCUUAGGGAGACGCAUUAUAGGAGAAGACACAAACAAGUGAAAAAUUUUUGUAAAUACCUUCCUUGGUUUUUAUUUAUUUGGCACAAUUUCUGAAUGAUUCAAGUAUACAAGCAGAGUAUAAAACUGUUAACGUCAACCAAGAAGGGAUGAGUUGAGGUCAACUAAAUAUUUUCAAUAGUCGUUACUUGUAAUUUUUUUGGUGUCAAUGUUUUUCGAUGAGUGCCAGCUCGAUGGCUCAAUGACUGUAUUUAUUCAGGGGCGUGGCUGACCUAUACAUACAUACCCACGCGGACACAGCGGUCAAACGUGUGCGCAUGUGGGAACAUUGUAGUGGUUAGGUGGCGUGCCUCCAGGUUGUCAGAACCAAGUUGUCUCACACGAGGUACAAACAAUUAUGCAAGCCAGUCAGUCAGUUUCAAAAGCGUAUAACUUUUCUGAUAAACCUCAAAUCGGAAUGGUAAAUCAACAUGCAACGGGAUACCUGUAAUCAAAUAAACUCUUCUUUACUUUUGCUCCCUCUCAAAGAUUUCUAUAAACGUUCUUUCUUCCCCCCCUAUAUUCUGCACGAUAGCGGCUGUUUCUUACGUUUUCCUCGGAA